Zychaea mexicana is the source of this 223-nucleotide messenger RNA. RefSeq lists its product as uncharacterized. The transcript has 2 exons. The annotation marks the transcript as partial. NCBI's taxonomy places the organism in Eukaryota, Fungi, Mucoromycota, Mucoromycetes, Mucorales, Lichtheimiaceae. The record is from RefSeq and is a predicted model, not a curated record.
AUGGGCAGAGAAAGCAAGCUGCUGUCAAACGAAGUGUUUCUUUUUUGUUCUUCUCUUCUUUACUAUUUUUCCCUCCCUUCUGCUUUUGCAAGAGUAACAUUGUUCGUAACUUCCAUUAUAGCCUACUUUAUACUAACUACCAAAAUCGCCAAAUGCAAUCUUCUGCCUCUCGGUUCUUGGGUUCUACGCAUACAAAACCGGUUCGGUUCCGGUUCGGUUCUUG